GUGGCGGAGGAAGCGGAAGAACGUUUGGUCCACGCGAUCGCGGAUACGGUGGAUAUCCCGGUGGCUAUGGUGGCAACGGUGCUGGUGGUUAUAAUGGGGAAGGAGCGUUUGGCGGCGAAGAUGGUGGCGCUGGCUGGAACAAGCGCGGUGGAUUCCGCGGUGGAGGGACGCAGAAGAAGCAGGACGGUGGCGGUAAAAACUGAAGCCGCCUGUGUCGUUACUCUCUUAGCCAUGCAGAGAUGCGAUCAGUAUACGUCAUGGCAGAAAUCAUAAUGCUAAUAUAGCUAAAGCAGUCUAUAUACUUCUAUAAUUAAACGAUGGUGUACUUGUACGGUUGUACCUAUGAAUGGUGUAUAUGAUUGUUGCAUGUUCUCUCA
Messenger RNA from Triticum aestivum (bread wheat), 377 nucleotides. Its product is annotated as ctenidin-1. Lineage: Eukaryota; Viridiplantae; Streptophyta; Magnoliopsida; Poales; Poaceae. The record is from RefSeq and is a predicted model, not a curated record.